Messenger RNA from Columba livia (rock pigeon), 2795 nucleotides. RefSeq names its product CD59 glycoprotein-like. Bases 449 to 826 code for a protein of 125 amino acids. NCBI's taxonomy places the organism in Eukaryota, Metazoa, Chordata, Aves, Columbiformes, Columbidae. The record is from RefSeq and is a predicted model, not a curated record. The transcript has 3 exons.
UUAUCUGCACGUAUCUAUGUCUGUAUCUUCCUCUGUCUAUAAAUAUAAUAUAUAUAUGCUUGAUUUGAACCAUUCAUGUCCCAAGCAUAGGAUUAAUCCUCCAAAAUGUUUAAUACUCUGACCCAACAAAUCACAGAGGCAAAUGGAAUGAGACUGUUGGUGUGGGCUGGAGGCUGUGGCGUGGGAUGGUGGGUUUUAAGCAUCACUGAAAACUGAAUAAUACAUUUUCUUCUUCCCACCACUGGAAGAAUUUUCCUGCAGGGUUUGUGGAGAUGAAGUCCGUGUGAUUAGGAGUACAGCCAGAAUCAGCUAGAUAAGUAGCAUUCUCGCACACCUCUUUAGCCUCUAAGUUAUCCUCUGCAAAGGAUUAGGAAUGUCAGAUAGGCAUUAAGGCUUUAAUAGCAAACAAACUGCUUUCUGUGGCUAAUGGUGCACCUCCUGUAUCUCCAUGAUGUGGACAGUCUUCAGCCUGCUUCUUGUCAGCUCCCUUUUUGUACUCAAAAGCGAAGCGCUGCAGUGUUACACCUGUGUAGGUUCUAGCGAUGACGACUGUAACAGACAAGGAACCCAGCAAUGUCCGGGCCAUUCAGAUGCGUGUGCGGUCUUUAGAGGACAAGCAAGUGGGGUGAUGAAGUCCUGCUCGUUCAGGUCCUUCUGCGAGCGGGCGAGGAGGGACGGAUCGCGAGCGCCCGGGGUGAGUGUUCACUGCUGCUACUCCAGCAACUGCAACGCAAAAAGCCUGGGGUCCAGAGUCACCAUCUCCACCAGCUACAUCCCUCUCCUCAUCUUCACGUUGCUGUGGCACCCGCUGUUGAAGGUGACAUGAAAGAGGAAAAAAAAAAAGAGUAUCCUGAAACAACAAAUCUGCCUCUAUAGAAAGGGAUUAUUAUAUUUCCUGAUCGCGUUACUCCAUGUACCACAUUUCUGGGUAGGCAAAAAGCAGUAGGCAGACCUGACAGAUAUUCAGAUAAAAAUUGUUCCCUCUGCUAAAUGUGUCAUGACCUAUAUGUAAGAAAUCCUGCCCUCUUGUUCUAUAUCAUAAGGGAUUGAUUGUGCGAGUAUGUAACAUUUUCCCUACAAUUUACAAAGUAUAUAUAAAGAGAAGUCUUAGCUGCAGGUAGCCCUGUAGUAGGAUAAAGGACCAAUGUCUUCCAAAUGCUGCUUACUGUUGGCAGCCAUUCAAAAGCAACCUAAAGUUUUCAAGCACAAAGUGACUGAAAAUUCUAGCACCUGAAUUAGUCUUUCAGAGAACAUUUGCUAACUGGACAAAGCCAGAAAAAAGGAAAUAAAAAUGAUUUAGUAUUAAUACAAACUUGUAAGAGGUCAUGUUACAGUAUGUAUGUUUCCUGGAAAAAAAUAAAGUUCAAAUUUUCUCUUUUCUGCUCCUUUGAGAAUCUUACCAGAACACUGGAAGAAAAGAAUAAUAAUAAUAAUAAAGAGCUUGGAGUUCUUUUGACCUGAUAAACUCCCUCCAAAGAGCAGCUCGUUCUAUCUCUCUUGCUGGUUUUGAGAACAAGUGGUUAAUCCCUGUCUUGUAGGCAAAUUAUAACUCGAGUAAUAACAUUUUUGUUUAUCCAAAUUCUUCUUGCAGUUUCAACUAUGUGACGUAUUCUUCACUGUCCUAAACUUUAUUCUUUGAGAGUAAGAGUAUAUUGAGUUGAUCUGUGGUGGUUUAUAAAUCCUUUAUAUUUUGCAAAGUGAAUGAAAUUAAUUGGAGAUUUUUAGAGAUGUGAGGAACUAAAUCAACAUCUUUAAUAAUCCAAUUCAUUGCGGUCUUACCAAGUAAAUGAUCCAGAAUGUCAUAGGCAGAUGGUCAUUUGAAGUGGUUAUGUUGAAACUAGGCAAGACGGGAGAAGUGAUGUAACGCACGACGCGAUAGCGCUAAGCAGGGUCCUGGGUCUGUGAUACUGGAGAGCACGGUGGAUCCUCCUUUGAUUCAAAACUCAGAGAGAGAGGCAGAUGAGUGAUAUUUGUAGAUUUUAAUAUCCAACUAUGAUGAUCUGGUCUAAUCUCCGGCACACAACAUGCAUAGGACUGGCUUAAAGUCCAGCUGGUGUUAUUGAACUAGAGGUGGUCUUUCGAGUUCUCGUCUAGUUGCCCAUUUGGAAAAAAAGAUUUGGUCAUCAAGUUUAUGGAACUCACAAAAUAUGUGGCAAAGUAGUUUUUCCACUAGAUUUGUGUUGUGACUUUUUUUCAGUAUAAUUCUCUGAAAAAUCAGUUCCAGGCGGUGUGUCAUGGAACUCUGCACAUUCACAAAAAGAAUUAUUAAGGUUGCAAACUCUAGAUUGGAACAAUCACUGAAACCUCAAGUAGAGUCUAACCCUGACCUGCCUUGUAGCUGUUGCCUGUCACAUGGACCAAACCUUCUCCUUGUUUUAUCGUAUUCUUUCCUCUGUCUGGAUCCUGCAUCAUCUCCUCUAGAUUGUGGCUUCAGACUGGGACUAUUCCAAUGGGUUUUGUUCAAAUCGGCUCUUAGACAAGGCGGUUCUCUAACCACAACUCUGAUAAAGCUGUUAAACAUGAAAGUUGCAACAAUGCAACAGAUUUCAGCUAAGAAAGUUAAUUUAGACUUAAAUAUCUCAUCUGUGUCAAAAUCCCUUAAGUUGAUUUAAGUAUUUUUCAUUUCAUUCUCAGCUUGAAUCAGUUCCUUCAAUCUGUUCUGCUACAGGAAAUGUGUAUUGAUUGUACCUUUAUUUUCUGAUUGCCCUGUAAUGAUGAAUCUGUAUUGAAUGUAAUCUCUAUAUGCUCAGUGCACUUCCUUAACGAGAAAAUAAAAUACAUGCAAUGGCUGACAA